AUGAAAAUUUUACUUUUUAAAAAAUUCUCACGAAAUUUUAUCAUAUUUAACAAAUAUGUUAAUCCGAAAAGAAAUAACUUAUUAAUAAAAAAUUUUAAUACAAAGAAUUCAAUAAAUAAUGAAAAUAAAAAAUUAGAUGAUAAUUUAGAUUAUAAUAGUAAGGAAAUAAUUGAAAAAUAUAAAAAUUUGAUAAGAAAAAAAAAUAUUAAAAACGAUGAACAAUCAAAGCAUUUAUUUAACCAAAAUGAUGAAAAUAAAAAAGUAGAUAAUGAAAAUAUAUAUCAAGAAAACAAAAAUAAUGAGGUAACAGAAAGUAUAAACAAUGAGAAUAUAAGAAAAAAUAUUAUUUUAGAUAAAAGUAAUGAAAAAUUAAUACCUAAUAAAGAUGAAAAAUAUGUUAUUCUAAAAAAACAAAUAACAAAAGAAUUUAUUCAUCAAGUAUUUUUGCCUCAUGUAGAAUCUCAAAUAAUUUAUCAUAUAAAAACUUAUACACCUGAUCAAAUAGUGAAUAUUUUUCAUAUUUAUUCAUAUUUAUAUUAUUAUGAUAAAAAAAAAGAAAUGAUAGAUCAAUUAUUACAAUACUUAGAAUAUAGAUUAGAUUGUUUUAGUAUUCAGAAUGUUCUCUUAAUAUUAGAACCAUUAUAUAUAUUAAACAAAAUAAAUAAUAUAUAUAUAUAUAGAUUAAUUAUAAAUUAUUUAAAUAAAAUAAAAGAAAAAAUAAAUUUAUAUAAUUAUAUUGGAAUAUCAAGGGUUUUUACAAAAAUACUAAUUGAUAUUUAUUGUGAAGAAAAUAUUAAUAAAAAAUUUUUUUUAACUGAUUUAUUUCAGUAUAUAAAACAGAGAAAGUUUAGAAAAAAAAUUCCAUUAGAUCAAAGAAGCAUUUCUCAUAAAGAUUUUAUCAUUCAAUUUAUGAACGAAGUUAUUGAAAAAAUAGAUAGUCAAUUGCAUUUAUUAUCAGCUGUUGAAUUAACAGAUCUAUUAAGUGUCAUUUCAAAUUAUUCUUAUAAAAAUAAUUAUUCUAAAUAUAAUAUUGAAGAUGAUAACAUAAGUGUGGAUGAAAAUAAUUACAAUAACUCAAAUAAUACUGAUUUGAAUAAAACAUUAAAAAUUCAUAACUUAUCACAAAAUAAUGCAUAUUUAUUUAAAGAGAACAUUGCAUCAUUUAUAAUUAUAAAAGAAAUGAUAAACAAAUAUGACGAACUGACAACUUUACAUAAAAUAAUGAAUUUUUAUAAUUUAUCAAAAUUAUGUAUAUAUGAUGAAGAAUUUAUUAAUUUAAUUGAAAAGGAUUUAAAUAAUUAUUAUUAUAUAAAUAACAUUCAUCAUAAAUACUUAUCAUUAUUAGUUUGGUGUUUAUUCAAAUUUAAAAUUUUGCAUAAAUAUAUAGAUAAAUUACUACCUAUAAUUAAACAAAAUAUUUAUAAUUUUAAUGCUAAAGGAUUUUCAAGAUUAUGUCACUCCAUUUAUAAUGAAAAAGAAAUUUUACAUAAAAUAGCAAUUAAUUUAAUGAACAAAAUAGAGAAAAUGAAUAUUAACGAAUUUUUAUGUUAUUUUUACUCAGUUGUUCUUUUAGAUUUAUUACCAUUUUCAGUAUCUUCUUUUGAUAAUAAUAAAGAAAGUCAGAAUUUUGAUAAAAAUUUUCUUCAGUGUUCUGAAAAUGAAAAUGGAGUAUCAGAAAAAAGUAAAAGUGAGAAUAUAAAUAAUCAUUUAUCAAUUUUAAAUAAAAACGAAAUAUUACUUAAAUGCUUAAAAUUUAUUAAUGAUAAUAAAAAGGACAUUGGAAAGGAUGAAAUUACAAAAAUUGUUUUACUUUUAAAAAAAAAAAAACAUGAAAAAUAUUUGUCUAUAUUAAAUAUGUUACCAGAAGAAUGGAAACAUCUUAUUCAUUUAAUAAAUUAA
Messenger RNA from Plasmodium gallinaceum, 1899 nucleotides. RefSeq names its product conserved Plasmodium protein, unknown function. The transcript has a single exon. The record is from RefSeq and is a predicted model, not a curated record. Lineage: Eukaryota; Apicomplexa; Aconoidasida; Haemosporida; Plasmodiidae. The coding region runs from base 1 to 1899 and encodes 632 amino acids.